Messenger RNA from Pisolithus orientalis, 1538 nucleotides. RefSeq lists its product as uncharacterized. The record is from RefSeq and is a predicted model, not a curated record. The transcript has 3 exons. Gene Ontology annotation, biological process: tRNA processing; rRNA processing; intronic box C/D snoRNA processing. Gene Ontology annotation, cellular component: ribonuclease MRP complex; nucleolar ribonuclease P complex; cytosol. Lineage: Eukaryota; Fungi; Basidiomycota; Agaricomycetes; Boletales; Pisolithaceae. The coding region runs from base 178 to 1131 and encodes 317 amino acids. Gene Ontology annotation, molecular function: ribonuclease MRP activity.
CACGGGGUUCCAGAUAAUCUUGAGUUUGACCAAACUGAAUGAGUGGAAGGAGUACUGACCAAUCAGGCAGGCGCGCGCCUGUGAUGUGUCACGCUUGUUACGUACAGUUACCGCAUGAGCUUGCGCUUAGUCAUUCUUGCUCAUUAGUAGGCGCUCUCAACGAUAACCUGCUAUCAGAUGGCUGCCACCCGUGUGCAGAAUAACUUCUCAAACCGCGCCAAGGCCCGCCUUGCGUUAGAACGGAAAUCGGCAUUCAAAAGCGUGUUGGAGAACCCCUUUCGAGUUAAAUGGCCGUCCAUCCCGGUGAACCUGCAAAACCUUUGUCUGGCGCGCCUCCUGACAUGCCUAGAACCGUUACCUCGUCGGCGCUCGGGAAAGGUCCGGACAAGCGCUGCGUCCAUGUCGACGCAAAGCACUCCCCAGCCUGGCGGAGGCGGGGAGCCUCAUCGCCAAGAACGCACUCUUCAAAUAGCUGACCUAGCGUCUCCAAGUCUGGAACUGGUAUUUGGAAUCAAUCAAAUAACCCGAGCGCUUGAACGUCAGAUUCGAUCCGCACGGAGGCUUACAACUGUAAAUGCUCCCGGACAGCCCGCCAUUUCGCAAGAACCAUGUUCCGAACUUGGUCUUGUUUUUGCAUGUGCUGGCGACGUUAAUCCACCCAUACUGGUGGAACACAUUCCUCAUCUAGUGGCGUCUUAUAAUUCGCUCUCUAUUGCAAAAGGAGAGUCAACAACUAAGGUCAAACUAGUUCCUUUGCCCAAAGGGUCGGAGUCAGUGCUUGCACGGGCUCUCGGCUUACGAACGGCAGCGGUCAUCGGCAUUCACAAGAAUCACCCCAUUCUUGCAUCAAUUAGGGAUAUUUUGGACAGUAUCCCCGACCUCGUUGCCCCGUGGCUUUCGUCAUCAGAAUCAUCUCAACAGCAACUUAUUCCCACCCAUAUUAAGCAGCUACGUACCAGUAUACCAAAAGACAUCAAAGCAGCGAAGGAGCAAAGGUUUCGAGCGAGAAAAGAAUCCAAACCGAAAUUUCAACCUUCUCAGCUGCCUUCACGGAAGAGCCGUUUGAUUCUCACUUCCAAUGAGGAGCGGAUAGUUACCCAAAACUUUAGCCGUACACCUAUCAAACUAUGAAGUAUGCGGGUUUUCUGCGACUUGUGUAUUUUUCGGUGUGGGAAUUACGAUAGCGGAUGUUUGUACUCGCAAUUGACAAGCAACUACACAAACCCUACAUGGGUGUAGAACCAUCGUGUAGCUUCUUGAGGUUCUCAUCUUCCAUCCAUGUUCAUUGCCAUCGUAGGCACUCGCUGCGCAGGCAAGUCCGUCGUCGAGGACUACCUAAUAUCGAAAGGAUUCAUCGCCGUGCACCUUGCAACCAAAACACUCGGCGCAAAUCGAGGUCAGUUAUAGGUAUCCGUCAACGCUGCUACGUGAUAUCCACGUCGUGUAGAGCCUCAGAUAGACGCCCAAACCAAGGAAACCAAUGGCGACUGUAAUGCGCAGUGCUUCCCACCAGGCACAGUGUUUGCCACCCCGAGUGA